This is a messenger RNA of Spea bombifrons (plains spadefoot toad), 3876 nucleotides long. RefSeq names its product structural maintenance of chromosomes 6 (gene SMC6). The coding region runs from base 231 to 3509 and encodes 1092 amino acids. The record is from RefSeq and is a predicted model, not a curated record. Gene Ontology annotation, cellular component: site of double-strand break; nucleus; Smc5-Smc6 complex. Gene Ontology annotation, molecular function: damaged DNA binding; single-stranded DNA binding. NCBI's taxonomy places the organism in Eukaryota, Metazoa, Chordata, Amphibia, Anura, Pelobatidae. Gene Ontology annotation, biological process: double-strand break repair via homologous recombination. The transcript is spliced from 27 exons.
UGAUGUAUUUCCGGGAGAGACUUGUCAUCACGUGGGCGGGGCUUAUGAUCCCGCGGCCGGUCAGUAGUAUGGGGCAAGUUUGAAUGCGCUCGGUGGCGGGUAAUAACGGGCGCGGAAGCACGUCAGCCUGCUCCGGGGACUAGACUGUGAGAAGACAUUACUGCGGAGGGGACCCAACAUCUUCCCCAAAUCGAACGAUACUCCCUACCGGCUCCACCCUUCAGAUAGUUAUGGGCAAAAGGAAAGAAGCCAGUCCCGUGACUCCAUCAGGCCAUGGAAAAAGAUCAAGACAAGACGCCUCAGAAGAGGAGGAGGCUACUCCCUGUGUUUCUUCUGAUUCCGAAAGCUACUCGCAAUCUACCACUGCUGAAGUUGGAAUCGUUGAAAGUAUCUCGCUGAAAAACUUCAUGUGUCAUUCAAACCUUGGACCAUUUCGUUUUGGGCCAAAUGUCAACUUCGUGGUUGGUAACAAUGGAAGUGGAAAGAGCGCCGUUCUAACAGCUCUCAUCGUAGGCCUCGGAGGAAAAGCUGCUCUAACCAACAGGGGAUCCUCGAUAAAAGGAUUUGUAAAGGAUGGACAGACCUCUGCAGAUGUAUCCAUUACAUUAAGAAACAGAGGACAAGAUGCGUUCAAACCUGAGGUUUACGGCGACUCCAUCGUAGUACAACAGCAUUUCACAACCGAUGGCAAUCGGAGCUACAAGCUGAAGAGCGCUACAGGAGGACUGGUUUCUUCAAAGAAAGAGGAGCUUGUAGCAAUUCUUGAUCAUUUUAAUAUCCAGGUAGACAACCCAGUGUCUGUUCUGACUCAAGAGAUGAGUAAACAUUUCUUACAAUCCAAGAAUGAAUCGGAUAAAUAUAAGUUUUUCAUGAAAGCGACACAGUUGGAGCAGAUGAAGGAAGAUUAUUCAUACAUCAUGGAGACAAAGAACAGAACACACGAUCAGGUUAAUUACGGUGUUGAGAGGCUUGAAGAACUCCGACGUGAGUGCAGAGAGAAAGAAGAACGUUUUAAGAGUAUUGCGUCCUUGUCGGAAAUGAAGGAGAAAUUAGAAGAUUUAAAGCAGAAAAUGGCAUGGGCGGUGGUGAUUGAAACUGAAAAAAAAAUGUCUCCCUUAAGAGAGGAAAUCAUAGCAGAGGAAGGACGCAACGUCAAGUACGAGCAGAAGAUUGGCGAAUGGCAGGGCAAAGUGAAUACCGCAGAGAAAGCAUUCAGAGCCAUACAGGAGCGACUGGAGAACAUCAGCCAGGAAGCCCAGACAUUGAAGCCGCAGGGCAUCGCCCUAAAAGAUGAUGUCCAAAGAAAGAAAAGAUCACACAAUGAAGCAGAGGUUAUUUAUAACAGACAUCGAAUGGAAUUAAAACGCCUACAAAGAGAUUCUGAGCAGCUCUCCAAGCGUAUCGAAGAGCUCCAAAAAAGUGCGGACAGUAUGUCUGAAGAGGAGAAGAUGGAGCGCCUCAAAGAAGCCGCCUGUCUGAAGGAUAGGCUGAAAGCUCUCCGGGACCAGGAUGUUACAACCACCCAGCAGAUUGAGCAAUUUCAGCAAGCUGUUUAUAAAUAUAAAGAGGAACGCACUAGACUUUGCAAUGAAGAACGUGAUCAGAAACAUCUGUUGGAAAAGACCAAAAGGCAGUUGAAGGAGUUUCAGGACAGCAAAACUGACCAGUUGAAGAGAUUUGGACAACACAUGCCUUCCUUUCUUGCAGCAAUCGAUGAUGCUUGCAAACAGGGUCGCUUUAGGAAGAAACCUGUAGGACCGCUGGGAGCCUGCAUUCGCCUCAAAGAUCCAGAACUUGCGCUCGCUGUUGAAAGCUGUCUGAAGGCGCUGCUCCUGGCGUUCUGCUGCGAUAAUCACCAAGACGAAAGAAUGCUGCAGUCCCUCAUGUCCAAACACUUUCCUCCUGGACAGAGGCCGCAAAUAAUUGUCAAUGAGUUUCGGAACCAAGUAUACAACGUUGGACAACGAGCUGUGAUGCAUCCGGAAUACCCAACAGUACUGACCGCGUUGGAAAUUGAUAAUCCUGUGGUCACCAACUGCUUGAUUGACAUGAGAGGCAUUGAAACGGUGCUGUUAAUUAAGAAUAACAGUAAAGCGCGAGAAGUAAUGCAGAAAGGAGCGCCUCCUAGGAACUGCCGCGAGGCCUUCACAGCGGAAGGAGACCAAGUGUUCACAAACCGCUACUACUCGUCCGAUAACAGCAGAGCGAGGUUCUUGAGCAGGGACGUGGAAGUAGAAAUAAGUUUCCUAGAUAAAGAAGUAAGAAAAGUAACAUCAGAGUUGUGUGCGUUGCAGCAGCGUAUGCGUGCGCUUGAAAGUGACAUCAGGCAAAAUGAGGAUCACAUGCGCCAAUACUACGCUUCAAAGAAACAAAUACAGAUGGAAGCGCGGGCACUUACCGCACGUAUUACGGAGUUGGAGAAUGUGGAAGAGCAGCCGUCCAUAGACAUUGCAACCUUGGAAGGCGAAGCCCAAGAAAACCAGAAUAAAAUAGAAUAUGUUAAAAACGAAAUGGAGCAGGCGUUGGAUAAACUUAAGGAGCUGAAAUCUUCGCUCCAAGCAGCCGAGCGUCAGUAUGAUGAGAUCAAAACGAAAAUCAAUUCUGUGUCUGAAAUCGCGGACCCUAUAAAGGAAGAUCUUCACCAGGCGGAUAAGGAAGUGGAAAACUGUAAACGCCAUAAAAAGCACUAUGAAGAGAAACUUAGAGAGCAUUUGGAGGGAAUCAAAAAACGCAAGGGGGAAUUACUUUCCCAAGAAAAGGAUCUUGAGGAAAAAAUUUCUCAGGCCCAACAAAUCUUUCCAGAGAGGUUAGAAGUCACUAGAAGCGCUAGGACCCUUGAUGCAGAAAUCAUUCGGCUGAGAGAUAAAAUCAAUUCUCAAUGUCAGCUGCAGGGAGAUAGGGAUGAAAUAAUAAGGCAAUACCAUGCUGCCAAAGAAAAUUACCAAGAUGUGGAAAGUAAAGUGAGGAAUCUCAAAAAAUUUGUUAAGCUGUUAGAUGACAUCAUGGCCCAAAGAUAUAAGACUUAUCAGCUGUUUCGAAGGUGCCUUACCCUACGGUGCAAAUUUUACUUUGAUUCCUUGCUAUCCCAGAGAGCGUACUCCGGAAAAAUAUGUUUUGACCAUAAGAAUGAAACUCUCUCGAUAACCGUUCAGCCCGGAGAAGGAAACAAGGCGGCGUUAUCUGAUAUGAGAUCGCUGUCUGGGGGCGAACGUUCAUUUUCCACCGUGUGCUUCGUCCUCUCCCUGUGGUCUAUUGCCGAGUCUCCCUUCAGAUGCUUGGAUGAAUUUGAUGUCUACAUGGACAUGGUGAACAGAAGAAUAUCAAUGGACAUGAUGCUGACUAUGGCAGAUUCCCAGAGAUUCCGGCAGUUUAUUUUGUUAACCCCACAAAAUAUGAGCUCCCUUCCGUCCAGCAGUCUGAUCCGAAUUCUCAGAAUGCAAGACCCAGAACGGGGACAGACAACGCUGCCUUUUCUUCCGAUAAAUCAGGAGGAGGAAGAUGAGGACUGAGCUGACCCAGCGGCUCCUAUUGGGACGGAUGCCAUGUUUAUUAUUAAAAAGGGAAAGCUUAAAACUCUGCUUCUGAUGAUUGCAUUAUAAUUAUGCAGGCGAAGCAAACAUUUCUGUAUAUUCCCAAAACUAUUGUUCGCUUGUACAGUGUAGAAAUGUUUUUUUGUCUUUUGUGUAAAUCUAUUUCUAGAUGAAAGUUUAAAUUAUAUUUUCAGUAAUGCUGAAUUUUUAACCUCUACUUUUGUGGGUUUUCUAUGCCGUUCUCUCCUUAACAUUUGUACCUUCACCAUCCGGAUACCGUUUACAGUUGUUGAAUGCUUUAACACAGUUGCUAACGUUUAUAUAAAAACAAACUUUUUGUCUGUAA